GAGAGAGAGAGAACCGUAAACUGCGAGUCCGUUGCGGUGCCAUGCCAGUCGGUCCGAGAGAAGGAGUCCAGUGUGAGCGACUCGCUUCAACCCACUGCGUCGAUCGGUAGAAGGAGCUGCCGCACUAACAGCACACCCACACAGAGGCUGUCAGAAGCACAUGAGGAUGGGAGGAGGAAGGGAAGGACGGAGUAGCAGGUGUACCAGCCUCCCCUGAAGCAACGCGUGCAACCGAGCAUGUUGUGACAGCCAUGUCUCUGGAGAUGGAGAAGACCAUCACCAAGCUGAUGUACGACUUCCAGAGGAACUCCACCUCUGAUGAUGACUCCGGAUGCGCUCUGGAGGAAUACGUCUGGGUUCCACCCGGCCUCAGUCCGGAGCAGGUGCAUCAGUAUUACAACUCCUUACCCGAAGAGAAGGUCCCUUACAUUAACAGCCCUGGGGAGAAAUACCGCAUCAAACAACUGCUACAUCAGUUACCACCACACGACAAUGAGGUGCGUUAUUGCAACUCCUUGGAUGAGGAAGAGAAACGGGAACUGAAGCUGUUCAGCAACCAACGCAAGAAGGACAACCUGGGCAGAGGCAACGUCCGUCCUUUCCCCUUAACCAUUAAUGGGGCCAUCUGUGAUAAGUGUGGUGGUCAAAUACAGGGAGGCGACAUCGUGGUGUUUGCCGCCAGGGCGGGUCACGGAAAAUGGUGGCACCCAAAUUGCUUCGUGUGCUGCAUGUGCGAGGAAAUGCUGGUGGAUCUCAUCUACUUCUACCAGGAUGGCAAGCUCUACUGUGGCCGGCACCACGCCGAGAGACUGAAGCCCCGCUGCUGUGCCUGUGAUGAGAUCAUCUUUGCUGAUGAGUGCACAGAGGCGGAGGGCAGACACUGGCACAUGAAGCACUUCUGCUGCUACGAGUGCGAGACCACCCUCGGUGGCCAGCGCUACAUCAUGAAGGAUGGACGGCCACACUGCUGCAACUGCUUCGAGUCCCUCUUUGCAGAGUACUGUGAUGCAUGUGGAGAACAUAUAGGCAUUGACCAAGGCCAGAUGACAUACGAUGGGCAGCACUGGCACGCAACCGAAGAAUGUUUUUGUUGUGCUCAUUGCAAGCGUUCUCUGCUCGGCCGUCCUUUCUUGCCUAAGCAGGGACAGAUCUUCUGCUCACGGUCCUGCAGUGCUGGACAGGAUCCGGAUGAGUCCGAUUCAUCAGACUCCGCUUUCCAGAGCGCCCGAUCUCGUGAAUCUCGCCACAGCACCAAGAUUGGUCAAAAGGAGCGCGGGAAUGCCGAGCAGGAGCGAAGGAAUGUCGAGGCUCGCCAUUCAGCUCCUCCCCCGAUGCCUGACCGUCUGUCUGCUGAAAUUGAUCCACUGACUGUUCAGAUGGACCGUCUGAGUGUGUCAGCCAGCCAGACCCCGAGCAGGACACCCACCCGCACUCCCAGUCGCACUCCGAGCCGCACUCCAAGUCGCGCUCCAAGCCUUAACCAGGUGUGGAUGAGCCGGGAUGACCCUUAUGUCCCCGCUGCCUUUGAGGGCCCCCAGCAAGACUCAUCUCCCACCCCAACAUCUGUUCAUUUUUUAGGUCAGUGUAACGCCAGGCAGGGCUAUAAUCCCAACUCAAAUGUUCACCCGCCAGCCCAGAGUCCCGUCAACCCCGGAAAGAGGCCCGAUUCCUGGGGGAAAGAACAAGGCAAUGCAAAGAGGACACCUAUGGCUGCCAUAAGGGGUCACUCUUUUAAUGAUAACUGGAUCCACCAUAGCCAGGAUGAGUUCAGGCCGAACAAGCUUCGCACCCAAAUGAGUUUCAAUGAGAUGUCAAGCCCGAACCAAGCAUUUUCUGACAAGAGGAGCAUUAGCCUUCACGGGUUCCAGAGAGAUGGAAGGCCCCCACUAACCAGAAGGAAGCACUUCAAUGCCAUGAGCUUCAAUGAGCCACUGACUCCAUUGGAACAGACACCUCAUGGCUCCGUGGACUCCCUCACUGUGUCCAAUGCUACAGGCAAUUCUCUGGACGGGGUCGGCAAGCGUCAGGAGAAUUUGUCCAGGUUCUCCAUGCCUGACCUGAGCAAGGAUUCAGGUGUAAAUGUGUCUGAAAAGAGCAACAUGGGAACGCUCAGCUCCUCAGUUCAGUUCCAUAGCACGGAGUCUCUGUCCUCAUCUCGUCCCUUGAACAACAACAUGUACACACCACACAGAGCUGGCUACCCACUGCAGUACUGGGAUGGGCCACAGCCCCUGGGUUUUGAUAGCAAAGGUCGCGUUGGGUUGAUGGGCAGCAGUGGCAACUUGCGAAUGGCUCCCAUGAGCGACCGAAUGCCCCGUCGACUCAUAAACGGGCCGGAGCUUGCGUCCCAGAAUCAACAGCCUCAACCGAGACGUCGCAAACACCAUCGAGGUCAGCACCGCAGCACCCGCCACCACAAACGCUCCCGCCGUUCUCGCUCCGACAACGCUUUGCACCUGGUGGCCGACCGACCUGCUCAAACGGUGGAGCUGCCAUACCGCCGCGUCCAGGAAGAUUACGAUCGUUUCCCUUCUGGUCACGCCGCUCGGGAGCUGUUUGGGCCGGAGCCGAGCGGGUGCCGACCACAACCCCACCGGCCGUGUCCCCGCACCACUUCUGAUCUCACCCUACAAAAUGCUGGCUGGCAACCUGUUGGUUUGGGUGGGCCAUGCUGGGGCGAUGGCUACAUGGAAGCCGCUGACGCGUGGUGCUCCAGCUGCUCCUCUUCCUCUGAAUCGGAGGACAACGAGGGCUACUUCAUGGGUGAACCGAUCCCUCGCCCUGUGCAGCUGUGCUACAUCAACAACGAGGAGCUACGCCAUCGCUACAGCCCCUCCGGAAUGGGUGGCCAUCACGGACCUCUGCACGGACCCAUUCAUGGCCAGCUGCAUGCCCGCCAGCGGAGGAAGAGCAAAAACUGCAUCAUUUCAUAAAUUUAGACAAAAAUCAUGGUGAGGGCAUAAGUAGGGAUGUGAACGUUCAAGAGAGACAGGUGAGGAGACAAUAAAAGCAACAGAGAGUGGGUAGCUGAGUGUGAGAUAGUGACAGAUAAUAGUGUGUGCGUAGGGGCGGAUGUAAAGAGACAUUAGGCCUAUUUUUCAUGCUGUGAGCUUACACAACUCGGGUAGUGUUUGUGCACACCUACGCAGAAUGAUCUAACUACAAGAGGAAGCUCAGUUUUCUUACACAACAGAUAACAGAAGGAAUGUUUACAACGUUGGACGCCAACAGUAGCGAGAAGAAGCACUGCUUAAUUUGACUGCUUAAUAUGAAUGUGGUCAAGGUAAAUAAUACUUGUGUGAGUGUCUGUGCGUGUGUCCCAUGUUCUGGGAAGAUUGAACAAACCGCUUUACAGGUAAAUAAGACACUGGAGUGGGGUCGCCGUUCAGAAGUCUAAACAAAGGCUUUGGCGUUAAAUGUAUCUAUGUGGACAAUGCGGAAGUUGUGUCGGGCUAGUGAAGGCUACGUGCUGGAUUCCAAGCGGCGUCAUGGUUUUCCCCUCAGUGGAAUCCAAAUGAUGCUGGAAUGGAGUGUCAGCUCGCUAGCCCGGUUAGCACCUUGUACAAAUCGUCUGUUGAACCUUGUGCUCUGCAUAGCCAACUCUCCAUGCUUUACCGAGGACGGGGUGCUCACUGGGUGGCCUCUGCUCCUUGACCAUUCAGGCACAGUAACGUCAGGUAUGGUCCCGUUUUCUCUUCUGCAACAUGCUUUGUUUUUUCGAGAGUAACUUAUAGACACGUACGAAUAAAGAUAAUAGCCCUUACAAUGAAGAAGUAAUAACAAAUAAUGCAAAUAGUCAUCUUAUGGAAAUUAAAAAGAAUACCUAUUAAAUGUUUAUGUAGUAAUACACACAUUAACAAAAUGGAUAUAGUGAUGUAAAUGCUAUGUACAUAUGGUCUUAAAUAUCUCUAUAUUUUGUAAGUCACCAUCAUUAUUUGUAUGAUAUCAUGUAGAGAUAGGGAUAUUUGCAUGUCAUUUUGUUGUUGUCGCAUAUUUAAAAUAAAGUCUACUUCUAUGAACAACCAA
This is a messenger RNA of Hippocampus comes (tiger tail seahorse), 4026 nucleotides long. Its product is annotated as prickle-like protein 2. The coding region runs from base 252 to 2933 and encodes 893 amino acids. NCBI's taxonomy places the organism in Eukaryota, Metazoa, Chordata, Actinopteri, Syngnathiformes, Syngnathidae. The record is from RefSeq and is a predicted model, not a curated record. Gene Ontology annotation, molecular function: zinc ion binding. The transcript has 10 exons.